Lolium rigidum is the source of this 1718-nucleotide messenger RNA. RefSeq names its product cytochrome P450 72A14-like. The transcript is spliced from 2 exons. Gene Ontology annotation, molecular function: iron ion binding; heme binding; oxidoreductase activity, acting on paired donors, with incorporation or reduction of molecular oxygen. Lineage: Eukaryota; Viridiplantae; Streptophyta; Magnoliopsida; Poales; Poaceae. The record is from RefSeq and is a predicted model, not a curated record. The coding region runs from base 1 to 1662 and encodes 553 amino acids.
AUGGCAUUGGCAUCCUUCGUAGGUGAGGCUGUUUCAACAUGGAGCCUGCUCUGCGGCCUCGCUGCUCUGCUCCUUAUGUGGGCGGCCUCCCACGCCGCGGAGAGAUACUGUCUGAGGCCGCGGCGGCUCGGCCGGGCGCUCCGUGCGCAGGGUCUAAGCGGCACGGCGUACCGCUUCCCGGCCGGGGACUUCGCGGAGAACGUCCGGCUCAGCCAGGAGGCGCAGUCGCAGCCUAUGUCGCCGCCAUGCCACGACAUCGUUUCCCGCGUGUUGCCGCACCUCCAUCAUACAGUCAUGGAGCACGGUGAAGUCUGCAUCACCUGGUUCGGGCCGAUCCCCAGGGUCGUCAUCGCGAAGCCAGAGCUGGUGUCCCAGAUCCUGUCCAACAAGUCCGGCCACUUCGACAAGUUCACAAACAAUAGGCUGGGAGAGCUCAUAAGCCGCGGGAUCGGGAGCCUCGACGGCGAGAAAUGGGCGACGCGCAGGAGGAUCCUCAACCCUGCUUUCCAUCUCGAAAAGCUCAAGGGCAUGCUGCCGGCUUUCUCGACGUGCUGCGCCGAGAUGGUAGGCAGAUGGGAGAGUAAACUAUGUGCGGCUGGUGGAUCACACGAGCUGGACGUGUGGCAGGAGUUCCCGGACCUCGCAGGAGACGUGAUUUCCCGCACGGCGUUCGGCAGCAGCUUCGAGGAAGGACGGCGGAUCUUCCUGCUUCAGGUGGAGCAGGCCGAGAGGGUCAUGAAGGCCUUCCAGUACAUGUACAUCCCAGGCUACCUCUUCUUGCCUACCGAGAACACCAAGAGGAUGAAGGUGAUCAAGCGGGAGGUGGAAGGGCUCCUGCGAGGGAUCAUCGACAAGAGGGAGCUAGCAAUGGGGGACGAUGAUGGUGGCGGCGACUUGCUCGGCCUGAUGCUGCAGUCCAACAGGACGUCCGGUUCCGGUCAGAGGAUGAGCACCGAGGACGUGAUCGAGGAGCUCAAGCUCUUCUACUUCGCGGGGAUGGAGACCACGGCGGCGCUGCUCACAUGGACGCUCGUCGUGCUCGGCAUGCACCCCGAGUGGCAGGAACGGGCCAGGGAGGAGGUCUUGGGCGUCUUCGGCAGUGACGACACACCCAGCUUCGACGGGCUAAGCAGACUCAAAACGGCAAGUCCAUCAUCAUGUAAAAAUUCCCCUGUUCGAUUGUCCCCGGCCAUUGCUAACUAUAUACAUCCGAAUUCCCUUCCGAUAAUCCAGGUGACGAUGAUACUGAACGAGGUGCUGAGGCUCUACCCGCCGGCGGUGACCAUGAACCGGAAGACAUCCAAGGAGACACAGAUCGGGGGCAUCACGUACCCUGCCGACGUAGUCCUCGAGAUGCCCAUCAUCCUGCUUCACCACAGCCCGGACCUCUGGGGGGACGACGUGCUCGAGUUCAAGCCAGAGAGGUUCGCGGAGGGGAUCUCCAAGGCGACCAAGGACGGCCAGCCGGGGUUCUUCCCCUUCGGCUGGGGGUCCAGGAUCUGCAUCGGCCAGAACUUCACGCUGCUCGAGGCCAAGAUGGCGCUGACCAUGAUCCUUCAGCAAUUCGAGUGGUGGCUGUCGCCUUCCUACGCUCACGCGCCGUGCACCGUCCUAACGCUGCAGCCUCAACAUGGCGCGCAGAUUAUACUCAAGAGUCGCUGAUGGCCGACCGCUCAUCUUGUCCAGCUAUAGCAUCUUCGUUGCCAUGCUUAAAAUCC